Messenger RNA from Eremothecium gossypii ATCC 10895, 663 nucleotides. RefSeq names its product RNA-binding protein YRA1 (gene YRA1). Gene Ontology annotation, biological process: mRNA export from nucleus. The record is from RefSeq and is marked provisional. Bases 1 to 663 code for a protein of 220 amino acids. Lineage: Eukaryota; Fungi; Ascomycota; Saccharomycetes; Saccharomycetales; Saccharomycetaceae. The transcript is spliced from 2 exons. Gene Ontology annotation, molecular function: mRNA binding. Gene Ontology annotation, cellular component: nucleus.
AUGUCUGCCAACUUGGACAAAGCCCUAGACGAAAUUAUCGACUCCCAGAAGAAGCCGGUGCGCAGGCCUAACAAGAAUGCCCCCAGAAAGGUGGCCAAGAGCGUGACGGCCGGCCGGCGGCGCGGACCAGCUGCGGGUGUGCGGAAGAGCGUUCCCGUGGAGCGCGCAACCAGCAUGCUGGAAGCCGCAUACGCAACGAAAGUCAACGUGGAGGGGCUGCCUAGAGACAUUAAGGAGGACGCUGUCAGAGAUUUCUUUAGAAGUAGUGUUGGAGGCUUGCAGAGAGUUCUGCUAAGCUACAACGAGCGCGGGAACUCGACCGGUAUGGCGACGCUCACGUUUGCCAACGCCGAGAAGGCGCGCGAGGCGGUCAAGAAGUUCAACGGCGCCCCCAUCGAUGGCGGCAAGUCCCGCUUGCGCUUGAACCUCAUUGUCGACCCCACGCGCAAGCCCCUGGCCGCCCGUAUUGCUCCUGUCGCCAAGGGCCCCGAGAGAUCGCUGCGUGUCGCCAGGCCAGACCCCGCUGUCAGGCGCGACACCCGCGCGCCCACCAAGAAGGCCGUCGCCGCGAAGGCCCAGAAGAGAAAGCCCAAGCCUCAGAAAAAGUCGUUGGAGCAGCUCGACCAGGAGAUGGCCGACUACUUCGACGAGGCCAAGAAGUAG